Molecule: messenger RNA, 1116 nt
Organism: Staurois parvus
Lineage: Eukaryota; Metazoa; Chordata; Amphibia; Anura; Ranidae
Source: the annotation of a GenBank genome assembly
AAGGUCAUGUUCAAGAAAUUGUUUGUGGGCAUCUGUUUAAAACAGGUGUCUUUAUUUAGAACAUAAAAAUUAAGUGACAUGCUUAUCUGAUGUCCCAUAUUGCUUGAACAGGUGGGUUUUUGUGAUUAAAAAAGGGUAUCAAGACACCGACACAUCAAUACAGAGCUCUGUCAUUACCAAGUUAAAGGGAGUUGCCUUCACCAACACUACAGAAUUGGGGCCAAGACUCUGGGAUGUGGUGGAUUAUGUCAUACCCCCACAGGGUGAAAAUAUUUUUUUUGUGGUGACAAACCUGAUUGUGACCCCGAAUCAGAGGCAAGGUAAAUGCAGCGAGAAUGCUGGAAUCCCUGAUGCAGUGUGUUCAAAGGACAGUGACUGCCCGGAGGGUGAACCAGUCAUUGCCGGCAAUGGGGUAAAGACUGGCCGCUGCCUAAAUGGAGAAGAAAAACACACAACUGGAAUCUUGUGAAAUAUUUGCAUGGUGCCCCUUGGAAAAGAAGCAGAAGUUAAGGCUACCACUUCUAGGAAAAGCAGAGAACUUCACAGUCUACAUUAAAAAUUCCAUCCGGUUUCCAAAGUUUUAAUUUUUCCAAAACGAAUGUACUUGAUACAAAAGACGACUCUUUCCUAAAGAAAUGUCGCUACAGCAAAGAGGAUCAUUAUUGCCCCAUCUUCCACCUAGGGAAAAUUGUCUCUUGGUCUGGAAAUGACUUUCAGGAUAUAGCAUUGGAGGGUGGUGUUAUUGGAAUUCAGAUAGAAUGGGAUUGUAACCUGGACAAGGAUGCAUCUGAAUGUCACCCUCGCUACUCUUUCACACGGCUGGACAAUAAGUUCACAGAGAAAUCUGUCUCCUCUGGCUACAAUUUCAGAUAUGCCAAAUAUUAUCGUGAUGUGAAUGAGACAGACUACAGGACACUGAUAAAAGCAUAUGGCAUUCGUUUUGACAUCAUGGUGAAUGGAAAGGCUGGAAAAUUUAAUAUCAUCCCAACAAUUAUCAAUAUAGGUUCCGGCCUGGCUCUAAUGGGUGCGGGGGCGUUCUUCUGUGACUUGGUCUUGCUGUAUUUGAUUAAAAGGAGCAACUUCUACAGGGACAAGAAAUUUGAAGAAGUGAAGUAA